This is a messenger RNA of Bombina bombina (fire-bellied toad), 4406 nucleotides long. RefSeq names its product reticulon 4 (gene RTN4). Bases 178 to 3402 code for a protein of 1074 amino acids. Lineage: Eukaryota; Metazoa; Chordata; Amphibia; Anura; Bombinatoridae. The record is from RefSeq and is a predicted model, not a curated record. Gene Ontology annotation, biological process: brain development; neuron differentiation; endoplasmic reticulum tubular network formation. Gene Ontology annotation, cellular component: postsynaptic density; neuron projection. The transcript is spliced from 9 exons.
GCUACCUCUCCUGGCAGGGUCUGAGUCACCAGGGCGUGGCGCAGUGUCUGUAUUGUUACCGCUGCCUCCUCCCAUCCCGGCCGCUCAGACGGGUGGCGCACUAGUGUCCCAGCCGGCAUCACUCACAGGUCUCACUGUCCAAUUUCUGCCGGUUACAGCCCCUUCCCUGUAUCCAGCAUGGAUCAUCAGUCCCCGAUAGUAACAUCCACCGGUUUCAGACACGAUGAUCCUGACACACCCGAAGAAUACCCAGAGCUCGAUAAGAAGACCUUGGAGGAUCUAGAUGUGCUGGACUUGACCAAAGGAGCCGGCGAGUUCGGCCACCCGCCAUUCAAGGUCUCUUUUCCGCCCCACGAGAAUGAUGUAGAUGAGGAUGAUAAAAGCUGGACAGAUAGCCUAGAACCAUCACCGGAGGAAGAGCAGCCCAGCAGCAUCAGUUGGCGAACAUAUGAACCUGUCGUACCCAGUGCGCCCGUGGAAGAGGAGGUGAGGCCGGUUGUGCCACGCAGAGGGUCCUCCGGUUCCGCGGAUGAGAACCUCUUUCCUCUUCCUGCUGCAUCUGUGCCUCUGAUGCACUCCUCUGCAGACAAAGUACUGGAUUUGCAGCAGCCUUCUAGCACUGGCCAUGAAGAUUUUGCAUCUCUGCUUGGGUUUACUGCUUCCCUUCCCUCUAUAUCUCCUCUGUCUGCUGAUUUUUCUAAAGAGCAUGUGGUUGCAACAGAAACUUUCCAUGGAUCAUUUAGUAAUACAUACACCAGGACCGUAGGAGACUUGUCUUUAGUAGAGAACUUGGGUAAUGUUAAGGAGCCUGCCUUUUCUGAGGUAGCAACAGGUCGUGAACAACCUUCACUUUUAGGCCACAAUAUGGAAGAUGUAAUAUUUUCUGAAAAGGGUAAUGUAGUUGAACAUCCCACAUCUCAACAGGAGACAGUAGCUGAAGAGCAGACAAAAUUAUACACACAGUCUGCUAAAGAGCUGUUCUCAGGAAUGCUUAAAUCUGUUGGGCCACCAAAUGAAGAAUUCUCAGAAAUCAGAGAAGGUACAGAUGAACAGUACGUUGAUUUCAAACCAUUUAUGAGCACAAAACCAUCUGAUUUGGACUUUGCCAGUAAAGCUGUAGCAGAGAAGGUAAAUAGCGAUGUUGACAGUCAAAAGUUACGCAGCCCUGGACAGUUAAAGGAAGUGUAUAUUGAAGAAAAGGAAAUUGACCUUUCGGAUGACAUUUCCCCUGUGACACCUGAAAUUGUACCUGAUUCUUCAAAUUAUGAAAUGUUUUCUGAUUUGGAGCAACACAUCCCAUUUAGUGUGGGAUUGGGCCAAGUUUCAGGAAAUAAAACAGAUGAGAAGAAGAUGGCAGAAAUUGAAGCCCAGGCAGCCUCUCAGCAUUUUGGUUCUAAUGUUGCAAUGGUCAACCCGUUCUUUGAACAUGUAGAUCAAGAAGUUGAUUAUGUUACCACUCAAAAUGUAUCUGCAGCUUCCCCAGACCAGGCAGCAAACAAGUCAGAAGGGCUUACUCCAGACAUUGUUCAAGAAGCAUAUGAAAGUGAGGCUCAUGAUAUUGCAGUAUCAAAUCUCUGUCCUGAACCAAAAAUAGAUUUGGUUCAAACAGCUGCUGAAUCUGUUGAAUACAAAAUUAGCCCAACGAAACAAUCAUCUGCAUUAUUUGAAGACUCUGAAUCAGUCUCUUCACCAGUUCUGCCCGAUAUUGUAAUGGAAGCACCUCUAGCAUCCUCAACUAUUGCUUUUGAAACCAUUCAUUCCCAACCUGAUGUUUCUCCAGUAGGUAAUGCACCUGUUGUCAGUGAAGAAAGGAUAAAAUAUGAGUCUGAGAAACCUCCUUCUUAUGAAGAAGCCAUAAACAAACCUGUUCCACAAGCUAAGGAUACAUUUGUUACAUCUAUAGAACCUAGAAAAGGACCAACCGGCAUAGAGGCUGAAGCUCCAUACAUAUCCAUUGCAUGUGAUUUAAUAAAGGAAACAAUCGCUACUGAACCUACUCCACCACAUUUUACAGAUUUUUCAAAGGUUUUAAAGCAUGAAUUUGAUGCCCAGUUCACUCAACAAUUAGAUGAUAGUUCUCCAGAAUCUGAGCAAAGUGAACCUUCAUAUAAGCAUUGGGAACCUGAAAUUAUCACAAAGGAAAUUUCUGGCAUUAUGGCAGAAAGUGUAAAAGAUCAAAUCAAUGUUUCAAAAAAAGAGCUUGAACGUGACCAAGAGCUUAGAGAACCUUCUACAACUAAAGCCUAUUUAGAAUCUUUCCAGCUUGACUCCUCUAUACCUAAAGAUGCCAGCGAUAUAUUAGCUGAAAGUCUGGUUUCAGAAAGUAUCAAAGUUGAGAAGCCUCUACAAAUGGAUGAGUUUGAGAAAACGUUAUAUACCGAUAAGGUUUCCAAGUAUUCGCCAAACUCAGAGACUUCAGGAUAUGAAAGUAGAUCAUCAACCAUUCCAUUUGCAGAAGCGUAUGGCUUCAAACCGUUCAAUGAUGCACAGGGAGAGGUAGGUCAGAAAGCUUUACAGAUAGACAACCAGAUUUCAAGUAAAAAGUCCAGUUCUGAGAAGAAGCAAGAACAGUCUUCUGAGUUGUUUCAGGAUUUUACAUCUUUUCAGAAUGAACAUACUGAAGGUUACUAUGAAUCUGAAAAGUCAGAUGACUUUGAUAUUGCAGAGAGUGGUGCAUAUGGCAAGGACGUCAUGCCUAAAGGUGAAUCAUUAAUUGUUGACGAAAUUGUGGCUAAACCUGUGACCCCUACAAAGGAUGCUGAUAUCAACCCUCCAUUCAGUAAAGGAAAAGAGGCCAGAGACUAUUCAGUAGCUGCUUGCAGUUACAAGAAAUCAGUGAUUGACCUCCUAUACUGGCAAGAUAUUAAGAAGACAGGUGUGGUGUUCGGUCUCAGUCUGUUCCUGCUGCUUUCGUUGACAGCAUUCAGCAUUGUCAGCGUGUGUGCGUAUGUUGCCUUGGCCCUGCUCUCCGUUACCAUCAGCUUCAGAAUAUACAAAGGUGUUCUGCAGGCAAUCCAGAAGUCUGAUGACGGACACCCCUUCAAAUGCUUUCUGGAUUCCAAUGUCGCAGUGUCUGAAGAGCUUGUUCAGAAAUAUUGUAAUGUUGCCCUGAACCACAUUAACUGCACACUCAAAGAGCUCAGGCGCCUUUUCUUGGUAGAAGAUUUGGUGGAUUCGCUCAAGUUUGCAGUUUUAAUGUGGGUGUUCACCUAUAUUGGUGCCUUGUUCAACGGCCUGACUUUACUUAUUCUGGCACUCAUUUCCUUAUUCAGUAUUCCAGUAAUUUAUGAAAGACAUCAGACUCAGAUUGAUCGCUACCUAAGUCUUGUAAACAAGAAUGUUAAAGAUACAACGGAUUUGGUCCUUUCUAAAAUUCCUGGUCUGAAACGCAAAACGGAAUAAAUCUUCUUAAACAACGUCUGCCCAGAUAUUAAUAGGAGCCUCAGCAUUUGAGCGCUGUGUAUUUAAAUUUACAGGGGUGGGUCAGGGACGCUACUAGCCUUGACAUUGCAGUGCAAUUUCACAGAUUUUUUUUUUAUUUUUAGUAACGCAGUGUUUAAGGAAAAAAAGAACCUGUUUUACUGCCACGUGACUCAUUCUAAGUAUUUGUAAGCUGCUAUGUAUGGGUUUGAAACUAUUUUAUCGUUUUUUUUCUUCUGUGUGAGGCACCGUUGAAUACAGAAUAUUUUUUAGCAUGCUGUAUAUUGUGCUUCAGAGGUAGUCUGCUGCGCUUUCAUGGGCAUCAUAAUAUUCAGUUACUGCACUGUGUAUGAUCAAAGAAUAGAGAUUUGAUGCCGACAUCUGUGAGUAAGGACCUGCUUAAGUGUAGCAUGGCCAUCAGUUCUAAACUGCCUGAGGCAUUUCUGACCCCUCCAACACUGAAUAGACCCUAGAAGACCAUAUCAGCAAGCGAAGGAUAGAAAUCUGCUUCUGUUUGGUAUCAUAGUAGCUCUAUUGUGAUUUUACUGUUUUAUCAAUUGCCAAUAUCUAUAGUGUUUUUCAAAAAGCAUAGCUCUUUCAGUGCUUUACAGUGCUUUAAAACCUUUUUUUUUUUUAGUGAAUUGACAUUCUAAUUGCUAGCUCAAUAGCACAUACACUUAAACGAAAACCUAUUUCUAGAAACACUAGUGUCUGUUUUAAGAAUGCAAAAAAAACGUAUAACUUAUGUUGUUUCACAUUAGUUAGUUUUGCGCAAACACAUUUACAGUCACUUGAACUAUUGAUGACUUUUUUUUUCUGUGGGUCGGUACUAAUUACUGCAAAUAUGUUUGGGGAAAAGUCCAACUUUUGUGUUGCAAGAACAUGAAGUAUUAUACAGCUGCAGAAAUGUGCUGAAGCAAGUCUUUGGAAUGCAUUGUGAUAUGUAAAAACAAAACCCAAAUAUAAAUAAAGCUUGUAGGCUUAAA